AUGAUGACUUACAACAACAGAGAACUGGUGGAAUACUAUAUUACCUAUAAACUAUCACAGAGGGACUACCCCUUCAAUCACAUUGGGCUCACGGAAUCCCAGAGUCGGACUGAGGGGGGACCGGUGGACGGGAGUGCGGCAGUCAUGACAUACGUCAACUGCACAAUGAACGGGACGAGUCCUGGUACUCCACCACCACGGCAGUCACCCCCCUCCUCCCCUCGGCGGACAGAGGGCCUGGACGCAGUGAAAGAGGCACUGCGGGACUCUGCCAACGAGUUUGAGCUGCGUUAUGCCAGAGCGUUCAGUGACCUGGCCUCCCAGCUGCACAUCACGCCGUCCACAGCCUACCAGAGCUUCGAGAACGUGAUGGACGAGGUGUUCCGGGACGGUGUGAACUGGGGACGGGUGGUUGGCCUGUUUGCCUUCGGAGGGGCCCUCUGUGUAGAGUGUGUGGACAAGGAGAUGAGCCCUCUGGUGGGAAGGAUCACAGACUGGAUGACAGUCUACCUGGACAACCACAUCCAGCCCUGGAUCCAGAGCCAAGGAGGAUGGGUGAGUCACGACUGA
This is a messenger RNA of Coregonus sp. 'balchen', 570 nucleotides long. Lineage: Eukaryota; Metazoa; Chordata; Actinopteri; Salmoniformes; Salmonidae. The record is from the annotation of a GenBank genome assembly.